UACCGUUAGUUCCAAGUGUACAAAACUACAACUUCAAGUUGGGCUUGUUCAGUUGCAAUGGCAUCGGUCGUAGUGACCUUCAAGUAAACACGGUCACUAACCUAUAUAUACAGUCGCAGGUACCACCGUAGCGCACUUAUAAUAUAGGAUGCACUUACACGCACUUGGUUGCAUCAUUAACCUUAUUCUUACACUAGUAUAAAGUAAGUGGUAGUCUCAGGCUGCCACAGAACUGAUAUCCUUAUCUUCCACCAGUGACCAGAUUACCCUACCGUGACGCACACAGCUGAAGCAGUGAUGUCUGUCCCAACUAGUUUUCGUGAAUAUCGCACCCAGGGUGAUGGCCACCAGAACUUGAAGCUUCAAUCAGUGACUCUCUCUAAGCCGAAGGCUACCGAGGUGACCAUCAAAAUACAUGCCGUCUCCCUGCAGUUUCGUGACUUGAUGGUCUCCAAAGGAAUCUACCCACAACAGAAACGAGACAUCGUUCCUUGCUCUGAUGGCGCAGGCGAGAUUGUUGCACUUGGGCAAGACGUCAAGGGGUGGAAAGUUGGAGAUCGUGUCUGCCCAAACUUUGCACUGGACCAUAUCCAUGGCGAUGUCACUGAAGACACCAAACUUACUGGACUUGGUGGUCAUAUCGAUGGCGUGCUCCGGGAGUACAUCAACGUCCCCGUUCACUCAUUGGUCCGCAUCCCAGAUCAUCUUUCAUACGAACAAGGGUCGACUCUUCCAUGCGCGGCGUUGACAGCUUACAACGCUUGUCUUGGACCCGUCCCUCUCAAAGGCGGAGACUACGUACUCGUUCUUGGUACCGGCGGCGUUUCAAUCUUCGGCGCUCAAUUAGCCCUUGCUUCUGGUGCGACCGUCAUCGUCACAUCAUCUUCUGAUGAAAAAUUACAAGUCGCGAAGAAAUUGGGUGUGCAGCACAUCAUCAACUACAAGAAGAACGUUAAAUGGGACGAAGAAGUUUUGAAUAUUACCGGCGGCCGUGGCGUUGACCACAUCAUCGAAGUGGGAGGGCCCAAUACCAUACUGAGAUGUAUCAAUGCCGUACGCCAUGCUGGAUGGAUUCAUAUCAUCGGCGUCGUGUCCGGGGGCGAUAACGGUAUUCCCGUAGGCCUUGCGAUCAUGAAAGCAAUCAACUUCCGCGGAAUUUUGGUUGGCUCUGUCAAACAGUUUGAGGACAUGAAUCGACUCCUUACAGCGCGCAAAAUCUGUCCAGUCAUAGACAAAGUGUUUCCCUUCGAGGAGGCUACUGAUGCUUAUGCGUACCUCGAGAGCCAGAAGCAUGUCGGAAAGGUAGUAAUCAAAUUAGCGUAAGGUGCAACCAUGCAAGGGUCAAGUGUAGGAAUCGAGCAAUCCCGUGUUGUACAAUAUAAGUAUGUGUAGGAAUUUAACAGUUAAAUAUUCAGUACGUGGCUGCCUCCAGACUCAUCUAUGUGAGAAACGACA
Suillus subalutaceus is the source of this 1455-nucleotide messenger RNA. RefSeq lists its product as uncharacterized. Bases 298 to 1323 code for a protein of 341 amino acids. NCBI's taxonomy places the organism in Eukaryota, Fungi, Basidiomycota, Agaricomycetes, Boletales, Suillaceae. The transcript is spliced from 11 exons. Gene Ontology annotation, molecular function: oxidoreductase activity. The record is from RefSeq and is a predicted model, not a curated record.